AUGCAAUUUGACAAUAAAGAUGAACUCAAGGAAGCUAUAAGGGAGUAUGCAAUUGUGCAAGGGAGGAAUGCUAAAUUGGUGAAGAAUGAUAAUAAAAGGAUUCAAGCAAAGUGUGUAGGUCACACGAAAUGCCCUUUUAUUUUGUUUGCUUCCAAGAUAGAUAAAGAUGAGCAAACAUUUACCAUAAAAACUCUCUCCUUAGAGCAUGAGUGUACUAGAGUGGACAAACUGAAAUAUACUAAUUCAAGGUGGCUGUCAAAAAGGUUUGCUGACAAGAUUAGGAAAAAUCCUGAGUGGGAUGUAGGGGCAUUCCAAUCUGAGGUAUUAGAGGUAUUAGAAAAGUACCAUAUGAAUGUUUCAAGGCAUCAAAUUUAUAGAGCAAAGGGCUUGUCCAAUGUGAUCAUUGAAGGUAGCUAUGUGGAGCAAUAUGCGAGGCUAUGGGACUAUGCAGAAGAAUUGAAGAAGGCUAACAAGGGCAGCACUAUGAUUAUAAAGAAUAAGAUGAAGGGUAAUGUACCUGUGUUUGAAAGAAUUUAUGUAUGUUUGGAAGCUUGUAAGAGGGGAUUUUUGGCAGGAUGUAGACCUCUCAUUAGUAUAGAUGGAUGUCAUUUAAAGGGAUCUUGCACAUGGCAAGUUUUAAUAGCCGUUGGUGUUUAUGGGAAUAAUGGAAUGUACCCAGUUGCUUAUGUUGUUGUAGAGGUGGAAUCAAAAAGUAGUUGGAUUUGGUUCCUUGAACUUUUGAUUGAAGACUUAAAAAUUGAGAAUGGGAAAACUUGGGUGUUUAUGAGUGACAAGCAAAAAGGUCUACUACCUACAAUUGAGACAUUACUUCCAACAGCUGAGCACAGAAUGUGUGUUAGGCAUCUCUGCAGCAACUUUAGGACAGAGCAUCCUGGCCUUGCACUGAAAAACAUUCUCUGGGCUUCGGCAAGAGCAACUACCAUUCCAUGGAUGGCCAAUAGAAGGAUUGCUGGUAUGGUUUGGAGACAUCCAGUUAGGCCUAGGAUUGUCAAGAUCAUUAAGAAGAACAAGUUGGGAGCUAGUCAAUGCAUUCCUAGAUUAGCAGGUGAGAGCAAAUACCAAGAGGCAAAUGUGUUUGACUAUGCAAAUGACUACUAUAAGAAAGAAGCUUACCUGAGUUCAUAUGAACCUAUGAAGCAGCCUGGAAGACCCAAGAAAUCAAGGAACAAAGAAUCAGCUGAUGUUGAAGUACCUGCUCCAGUUCCUCCAAAUCAUUUGAGGGACAUAAUAAGACACGGCAUGCCAACCAAGGGGCAGCACAGGCCCUUCCUAAUCAGCCCAACCAAGGAACAAUUGGCUCUUCUACAGUCCAAGGGGCAGCUCAGGCCCAACCUAAUCAGCCCAGCCCAACUAGAGGCAGAGGGAGAGGUAGAGGAACUACUACAGGAAGAAGAAGAUGAUAUGGGAGAGGAGAAAUGCCAAAUGGAAGAGGAAAUGUUGGAAAUGGGACAACAGAAAUGCCAAACAAGCCAUCUUCAUCACAACCACUCCCAUCAUCAUCAUAGCCACUCUCUUACACUGGAGCUCAUCAUCAUCAUCACAACCACCCAAGUCUCCUGCCAAGAAGCUUAG
Molecule: messenger RNA, 1593 nt
Organism: Prunus armeniaca (apricot)
Lineage: Eukaryota; Viridiplantae; Streptophyta; Magnoliopsida; Rosales; Rosaceae
Source: the annotation of a GenBank genome assembly